Messenger RNA from Drosophila mojavensis, 2305 nucleotides. RefSeq lists its product as uncharacterized. Lineage: Eukaryota; Metazoa; Arthropoda; Insecta; Diptera; Drosophilidae. Gene Ontology annotation, molecular function: RNA polymerase II transcription regulatory region sequence-specific DNA binding; DNA-binding transcription factor activity, RNA polymerase II-specific. The coding region runs from base 311 to 2239 and encodes 642 amino acids. Gene Ontology annotation, cellular component: nucleus. Gene Ontology annotation, biological process: regulation of transcription by RNA polymerase II. The transcript is spliced from 2 exons. The record is from RefSeq and is a predicted model, not a curated record.
AGUACAAUAUUAUAACAGCACAACAUAUAAUUGAAAUUGAGAAAAUAUAUAAUAAAAAAAACUUUGAGCACCCACCGCGAAGCUGCAAUUAAUUUUUACCGCCGUUCAUAACUGGUUGGCGCGUUUAGUGUUGGGUAACACAUUUGAAAUAUUAACGAAUAGUUGUUGGUACAGCCAAGGCUAAGCGUCAGUGAUCUUCAGCGCGAUAUUUUGUAAUUAAUUAUUUAAUAUAAACAAAGAUUUUCUGUUCUCAUCUUGUGCGUUAGUGAAACAAAAAAUUAAGUGUAUAAUUUUUGAUAGUCGUUCAGCUAUGGAGAAUUCGAGUCGUUCAGUUGCUUCUGGUGAAGAAAGCCUUAGUGUUUAUUUGUCCUUUGACGGUGAUUCCGAUGACACGCUUGCCAGCAAAUGGCAAUCGGCAAUGGCCUCGCAAACUAGUCACUAUUUAGAAAUGCAAAACAUGGAGCAGGACCUAAAACAUGACGAAACAUUGGAGGAGAAGAAGAACGAUAUGAAAUCAAUACUUGACACUCUAAUGAAGAACGACAUUUCCAAGGAUCAGGGCUCACCAUUGCGGCCCUUUGACAAAAGUAUUCUAAACAAACACAACGCAUUGAGCUCGACGCCUACAAAAAAUAUGACAAUGCCUGGCAUGCGUCCGAUUUCGACUGCAGUGGAUGCAGAAAAGGAAAAUACUCAGCCAGAUGAACAGAAUUCGACAUUGUCGUCCACCAUAGACGCCACAGUCUCCACAGUGAAAACCAAUACGAUGUUCAGCGAGGCAAAUAUGACACUUGACGAAAACUCUGUGAAGGAAAACAAUAAUAAGAGUAGUGUUUACCCUUUGAGCGCCAAUGUUGUGCUAGAGAAUAUAACGGAAGUUUCUGCUGAGGAGACGUCCAUUACCGUGCUGUCUGCUUCUCCGAUAGUUGCAGCUGAUCGCCCAGCCUCAAAUGAGAAGCCGUCCACAACUGUGCCAUCUGCUUCUCCUGAACGCCCAUCUUCAUCUGCUUCUGCGUUAACUGCAGUUGAUCGGCCAGCUUCAAGUGAGAAGCCAUCCAUAACUGUAUCGACUGCAGUUAAUCGCCCAAAAUCUAACGUGGAGCCGUUCAUAGCUAUGCCAUCUACUGCUCCAUUGGUUGCAUUUGAACAGGAAAUCAAAGCCAAUGAAGCUUCUGUGGUCAAUGACAUGGUAAAUGAAGUGUCCGAAUUGAUUGUCAAAGCUCUCAAGCUUACCGAGUGCUCAAGCAAGCCCGACAAAUCAACAAAGCUGCCAGCAGUUGCUAUGCCACGUCCUCGUCGCUCCUUCCUGCCCACAGCUAGUGGCACCACAUUCAAGCAGCGCAUGUCGAUUGUUGUGAAAACCACAUUGAAUAGUCCAGCACGCAAGCUAGCUACAGGUAAUCCCAUUUCUCGCCGUAGCUGCUUGCCCACGACCAAGGGUGGUCCCAUAGUGAAUAGUGCCUACCGCCAAUCCUUGUUGCUACGUUCCUGCACUGAAAAUUCCUCUUGCAAUGCAAUCGUCCUAAGGGCAAAAAAGCCAGCUGUGGGCGUAGCUACUGCUACAGCUCCAACAACACUUCAAUUUAAAUGCCGAUUGUGCACUGCCAGCUUCAGUGAGAAAAAGUCGCUGGAUAUGCACAUGGAUACGCACACGAAGAGUGCAUUGGCCAUGCGAAACAAGAACUCAUAUUUUUGCAAGUAUUGUGACAAGAAAUUCGUCCUGGAACGCGCGCUACACAUUCACCUGAUGGAGAACUGUGACAAAAUACCGCCAGGGGAGAAGCGUAAACUCUCAUUCACAGAGUUGAAUCACGUUCAAAAGGCCAAGCUGCCUAAGCUGACUAGCAACUCGUCAGCUGGAAGUUGCGACAGCUCUUCCAAGUCGCGUGCUAGCAUAAUGCAACAGUUAGAGAAACAGCCAUUCAUGGGUAAGUUUAAGCCUAGGCCGGGAAGAAAAUCCUUUGUUACAUUCUCUGCGCUUGUAGCCCCCAAAAGCGGUGGAGCUGCAGACUCAGCAGCCAAAGAUCAAAUGCAAAUGGUACCACCAUCGGUAAAGAAGGCUCCCAAGAGUGUGGCCCAUGCUGGUGUCUAUCGUACGCCCACGAAAUCUGUGCCCUGCCACAUCUGCAAGCAGUCAUUCAAGAGCAUACUCGACUACACCAACCACUGCCUGACAGUACACUCCAAGAAUAAGAAGCCGACCACAGCUAAUGCACUGAGUGCUCUAAAUGAAGAUUAAAUCAAAUUCCUAAGAUUAAGUUGUGUUUACUUUACUUAUUAUCAAAUAUACGAUUAAAUGAUUAAA